Molecule: messenger RNA, 3084 nt
Organism: Cylindrotheca closterium
Lineage: Eukaryota; Bacillariophyta; Bacillariophyceae; Bacillariales; Bacillariaceae
Source: the annotation of a GenBank genome assembly
AUGGCGACGACCAACAAAAACAAUGGCAAUGGAAAGCGACUUGGCGACUUGCCGAAGGAAGAUGAGAUUGAAUUGGCGACUCAGGAAGCUCAACAAUGCAUUGACGCUGUGGAACGGGAAGGCUUUCAGUUGGAUGGAUUCAAUCUGCUCGGUGUGGUUGCCAACCCUCUUCAUGGAAUGUCACCACAAUCCUUGCAUGGACGAGCUAGCAUCCACGCUGCUGCAAUGAGAGAAGAAGAAGAGGGAGAUACAGAUGUUAUAACGGACGCUUUCAAUAGCUUGGGAAAAACAAUGUCCCAAGUGACAGAACAGAUAGAUACGUUCAACAUAUUCCUGGAAGAAUUAUCGAAGGAAUAUUUGGGAGACGAUAGUGGGGAGUCAUUGUUCCUUGAAUACUAUUAUCAGGAUGGAGACGAAGAAGAAGUUCCUACGCCAUUUGAACUAUCGAACACAUCGCUAGCUGGAGUCGAACAGUACAUCGGCAAGAGCGGGGAUCUAGCAACGUCAUUGUUCUCCUUAGGAUUGGAGACAAGGAGCUCCAUGGGCGAAGAUGCCGAAAAGAGCCUCGAUGAAACCCCAGCAGUUUUCUCAAAGAUUGAUUUUGAUUUAACCGAUCCAAAAAUCUUUCUUCCGCUAUUGCUGGAGGAGAAGCAAGCAGAAGAUCCCAAAACCUCAAUACAAACAGGAGGCACGAGUUCAUUGUACCAACCUACAAAUGAACUAUUACCCCUUAAAGACCCUGAUUGUUGCGCUGGAUAUUUGGAUCGCGUAGAGUUAGCGUUACAAGAGCAAGUUCGGCAAAAGGCAGGGGCCUUCUUCCAAGAAACAACCAGAUUCCAACAACUACAGGUAUCCAUUGAGCAAAUGUUGCAACAAGUGCAAUUGCUGAGAAAGUACAUACAACAAAUUUCCAGCGUUUACAGACAAACGAACGACAUUUCCAGUCAUCAACGCCAGAAUUACGAAGAAUUUGUUGCUCUGAUGGAUUCUGCCAUGGAUUUGAUCCGUUGUAAGGCGUCAAUUGGAGGGCUUCUUUCCGCAAAUGAUUAUUUGGGAGCUGCAGAGCAGAUUCAAUACGGCAGAGCGCUGCUAAAUGGCGAGGUUCCAAAUGAUGAAGAUAUGGCUGAGGGUGAAGGAAUUGUAGAGUUGCGGCAGCUUUCGGCUCUCUCUACCUGCGGAGAUCAAUUCCAGCAAUAUGAAAACCUUGUGAUUCAGAACUUAUCAGAAGAAUUGGUGGAUGCAUGUUUCAACUGGCGUGCAGAUGAUAAGGAAAGGGUGAAGGAAGUUGUAAAGGCGCUGAAGCUCUGCAAGGCGAUGUCAACCACGGGCGAUAUCUAUCAAAGAAGAUUACAACAAACAAUCCGAAUGACUGUGCGAACAACUAUUGCAGAGUUUGUGGAGUCGACCGGCGCUGGUGGCUCCGGUGUAACAGGCAUGACAUAUCCAGUAUUUUAUGACUGCUUAGAGUUGUUGAUCGAAGAAAUUCAGGCCGUCCUCAGAACGGCCCGUAGUGUGGAUCAAUUCUUUUCAACGGAAGGUAUCUUUGAAGAUGAAGAGAAGCGAUGGACAAGUGAUGCACUUACAACAGGAGCAGAUUUGGCUGCAAAAUCGAUUGCCGAAUUACUACGCUUAAGAAAGGAAGCACAUUCGUUAUUAAGUCUCGAUUCGAUGAAGCAGCUUUGGGACACUUGCAUGGAAUUCACCACUUCCAUUGAAAGCUUUGGGAAUGGGACAAAGGCUGUUGGGUUGAGAUCAACUCUAUCUGGCCAAGCAAAGGCUUUCUUGGAUAGAACACACGAAUCCAAUAUGUCGUCUCUUGUCCAUGCGUUGGAUUCGGAACGAUGGAUGCAAUGUGAGGUUUCAGCAGAGCGGCAAACAGCUCUUACCCGACUUUGCACGGGCCGAAUCAUGGGAUCGCAAUCAACAAGAUGGACGCAGGUGAAUGGCGAGAAUGGUGUCGUUCCUUCUGAAAAGAAGCCAAUUGCAGAAGUGGAGGGAACAGACUACAAGGUUGUCUGGUCUUGCCUGUUGUUGGUAGAGAUGGUCAUGACAAACUUGCACGCAUCGGCACAUUUUCAAUCGCUUGCCUCAACAGCCGUAACAAAGGUCGUAGAGUUGCUUAGGCUUUUCAACACUAGGGCAACGCAUCUGGUGUUGGGAGCUGGUGCUAUUCAUUCGGCUGCUAGGCUGAAAUCUAUCAACGCUAAGCACCUAUCAAUGGUGACACAAUGCUUGGGAAUGAUGCUUGCAAUAUUACCGCAUAUUCGAGCUGCCCUAAUGGCUCAACUAGCUACCAAACAGCACGCACUGCUUUCUGACUUGGACCGGAUAAAGAAGGACUAUGUGGACCACAACGAAAAGGUCUUGAACAAGUUUGUGACCAUCAUUGGUGGUAUCGUUGAACAUGGUUUGGCACCGAAGCUACCCAGCAUCAACUUUGAUGUUCGAGCUAGGGAUCUUAAGUCUGAAGGGGCUACCACGAAGUGUUGCGUCUUUCUCGAUGGGAUAUCAACCAAUACUCGGAAGAUGCAUCAAGUGCUGAAUGUUUUGCUGCCACCUGAUCAUCUGCAAGAUGUUUUUUCUCGUAUUUUCGCUUUCGUUGAUCAAAAGGUGCCAACUCUUUUCAUUGAAGCUGCUUCCACGGAUAGAGCUGCGAAUGGAUCACAUGUCUUCGAAUUUCCGCAAACUGAUGAAGGGAAAUUGAGGAUGAUUACGGAGGUGGAGUACACAACAAAGAAAUUGAACUCACUUUCUGGUGUAAUCCCAUGGGAUUUUACAGCCAUGGGCGUGCUGGAAAGAAAACUAGAUUUCAAAGUAUCAUCAAAGGAAAACAAGGAAGAUACCUUGAAGCACGAUGGUGCACUGCAGAUCACAAAGGAAAACGAAACGGCUGCAUCGAAUGGAGAAAAUGAAUUGAACACAAUUUCCGAGAUGCAGGAAAACAUUGCUGAAAACACGGACGAAAACAGAGUCUCUGAGACACCAGAUUUGAACGAUUCUGAGCAACCAACAGAAACUUUCGACAGUAAGGCCCUAGAGGAGCCAAUCAAGGACGGAAAAAUCACAGAUGGCAGAACUGAUUGA